Dunckerocampus dactyliophorus (ringed pipefish) is the source of this 2087-nucleotide messenger RNA. It is a transcript of the gene egln1a, whose product is annotated as egl-9 family hypoxia-inducible factor 1a. Gene Ontology annotation, cellular component: nucleus; cytoplasm. The transcript has 5 exons. The coding region runs from base 326 to 1405 and encodes 359 amino acids. Gene Ontology annotation, molecular function: ferrous iron binding; L-ascorbic acid binding; peptidyl-proline 4-dioxygenase activity. Lineage: Eukaryota; Metazoa; Chordata; Actinopteri; Syngnathiformes; Syngnathidae. Gene Ontology annotation, biological process: peptidyl-proline hydroxylation to 4-hydroxy-L-proline; cellular response to hypoxia. The record is from RefSeq and is a predicted model, not a curated record.
GGGGUUGGCCGCAGACAGGCUGGGAACACUGAACGUCGCCAUGCACUGUCCGUGGACCUACAGCUAGCUAACAGGAAUGCCUCAUGAAGACCUCGACCCAGGCCGUGUUGCUCCCUCCAGGCCGUACACCGUCGCGUUAUUUCUCAACCUCAAGAUGUGAAGAAGUAGCGAGUGUUAUGAAAUGUCCGGCUUUUAAGUCUUGUUUUCGGCUUUCGCUCGGUGUAGCGUGGCAGAGGCGGUGGAUCGCGUCCAAAGUUGUCGGUUAGCAGGGCGCGUGUGAAGGAUUGGAAUUAAAGGCGCAGUGCACCCCCUUGUCGCCGCAAAUAUGGAGAAGCAUCAGAACGACUUGGACCGAGAUCGCCAGUACUGUGAACUUUGUGGGAAAAUGGAGAACCUUUUGAAGUGUGGGAGGUGUCGCAGCUCCUUCUAUUGCAGCAAGGAGCACCAGAAACAGCACUGGAAAGAGCACAAACGCAUUUGUAAGGAGGCGGACAAGACGCAGCCUCCCAAACAGAAAGCCGAGCAAGAGCAGCCACCCGGGGAUGAGAAGACGUCGGAUAGAUGCCUGAAGAAGAAGGACAGCCCCGAGCAGGCGGACAGUAGUGCUCCUACGCAGCAAACCACAAACAUAGAACCACAUGGGCUUGGUGAGGAGGGCUCCAACAAUACCUCCCCACCUAACGGACAAACUUCUUCAUCCCCGCAGAAGCUGGCCAUGGAGUACAUCGUCCCGUGUAUGAACAAGCACGGCAUCUGUGUUGUGGACAACUUUCUGGGCACAGAGACUGGACUAAGCAUCCUGGAGGACGUCAAGGCCCUGCACAAAACGGGCCGGUUCACGGACGGGCAGGUGGUGAGUCAAAAAAGUGACUCCACGAAAGACAUCCGUGGGGACAAAAUCACUUGGGUAGACGGGAAGGAGGCAGGCUGUGAGAAAAUCCGUUUUCUUACCACACGCAUGGACGACUUAAUAAGACAUUGUAACGGCAAACUGGGCAACUACACAAUCAAUGGAAGGACUAAAGCAAUGGUAGCAUGUUACCCUGGAAACGGGACCGGUUACGUGCGCCAUGUGGAUAACCCCAACGGCGAUGGACGCUGUGUCACAUGCAUAUAUUACCUUAAUAAAGAUUGGAAUGCCAAGGAACACGGCGGCCUUCUUCGAAUCUUCCCAGAAGGAAAGGCCCAGUUUGCUGACAUAGAGCCCAAAUUUGAUCGUCUCCUUUUAUUCUGGUCAGACAGACGGAACCCCCAUGAGGUUCAGUCUGCCUACGCCACCAGGUAUGCCAUCACCGUGUGGUAUUUUGAUGCAGAUGAGCGAGCCAGAGCGAAAGAAAAGUAUUUAACAGGUGCAGGAGAAAAAGGAGUAAAGGUUGAACUGGGCAAGCCAUCAGAUCCCAUCUAGUGGGUAGCCUGCGUACGUGCGCUCCAUACAGCCGAUAAGUGCUCUGUCCCCGGAAAGUGGCCUAUAGAGAGCAUGUGUGUGUUUUACAUGAGGCAGUGGGAAGAUGGAUGUUUCUUACACACAAAAAAAACAAGCAUACCCAGCCAAUUGUGGUCAUACUCAGUCAACCUCGGCAACCCAAACAGACCUUGAAUGUCAUGACAUUGUACUGAAAGGGAUGGUGUGCGUUUUUGUUUGUUUUUUUUUUACUUCCCCUCCCCUCCUUUUUAGACAGAACAUUUGCGCCAUACAACUUUCACAAUAAAUCACAGGAGUCAAGCUCAUCUCUCAGUUAAUUCCUUAAAGGUACAGUGUUCUGCAUAACCUCCAUGCAUUAUGCUUUUCACGUGGAAUCAGCUGUUUUUAUGCUACUGUUUUGCAAAUGUGCUUGAGUUUGCAAUAAGGAGGAAUCAAAUGAAUUAAAUACAUCUUUUAAUGACAGACAUUGGUCUUGGUUUGACUUCAUUCAAAACUCGGUAGAUGUACAUGUCAGCCUUAUUCGACUUUAAACACAGAUCUCCUUGACCGGUGAUGGAAGGUUGUCGCUUUAUCCUAUGAGCACCAAAUCUAUUUUUAUGCUGCCCUCUGCUGGAGGUCAGUGGCGUUGCACGCCUAUUUUGAUCAUCUCAGUUUCACAUGAUAG